AUGUCGGCGACAGGCCAUCAGGAUGGCGUAUCUGCGAGAAGCACGCCUCAGACUACAGCGACACAGCCGGUCCCGAACCGUCCACCAAUUGUACAGGCCACACCGCCGGUGUCAAAUCCACCACCCAACACACAACCCACACCACCAGCACGACCAGUGGUAACGCCAGAGCAAUUCGCAGAAAUCCAAAAGAAGCGCUCUCAAGACAUCAAAGAACUCGACACCCUAGGCGGCAAAAUACUAGAACUCCUAGGCCAAAUGACAACCCAAGACGCCAUGAGCCUAGUCGCCGACCUCGCCCUCCUAAAGUCCAAUCACGAGCCCUACUCACCCGCACCAGCAGAAUACCAACGACUCCAAGAACAAUUCGUCCCUCUCCAAAGCAGAUUCAGUCCACCCGGGGCUCUCAUCUCGAUCGCACCACUAAACCUCUCCUCCGCACAGGAGAUCCAAGGCUUGCGAAAAGCAAACGAAGCAAUCUUCUGCUGCGCCAUCUUCGCCGGCGGACUCGGGCAGCGCGUCCUCGACCAAAGCUUCCUCGAGACAUUCGUCCCUUUCGGCGGAAGCUAUCGGAGAUGCAAGCGAAUAUCUGGCUAG
Messenger RNA from Cyphellophora attinorum, 597 nucleotides. RefSeq lists its product as uncharacterized. The record is from RefSeq and is a predicted model, not a curated record. Bases 1 to 597 code for a protein of 198 amino acids. The transcript has a single exon. NCBI's taxonomy places the organism in Eukaryota, Fungi, Ascomycota, Eurotiomycetes, Chaetothyriales, Cyphellophoraceae.